AUGGAUGAUUAAACUAUAACUAAUUGUGCAAUAAAAGAAAAAAAUAUAGAAAAAUUGUGUAGGUUAAUACCAGACUCAUUAACUGAAGAACUCAAAUAUGCCCUUAAACAUUCUGUAGAAAAUUUAUUCAAUGAAGAAGCAGAUUUAGAUAAGCUUUAAGAAUAUAUCACUUAAGUUCAUUCUGAUGACCUAAAUAUCUAAUAUUAAGGGUUAAAUAGAAAUCGAAAACUAUUGAAUAAUUCUCAAUUAGCAUUACCAAAAGAAUAACUAAUUGAAAUUUUACUUCAAAAUAAUUUUUCAAUAAAAAUUUUUCAAAUAGCCAUAAACAGCAAGAUUCAAUUGUUGUAAUAUGAAGCGCUUUGGAUUAUUUAUAAUAUUGUGUGUGUAACAUAAUAAGAAAUGUAAAAUAUUAUUGUUAAUAAUGGAAAUAAUAUCCUUCUCUUAGUUGA
Molecule: messenger RNA, 449 nt
Organism: Paramecium octaurelia
Lineage: Eukaryota; Ciliophora; Oligohymenophorea; Peniculida; Parameciidae
Source: the annotation of a GenBank genome assembly